UAGCGUACGGAUCUUCCUCCACUGACCUGACCGAAUGCGCGAGCACCAGGAAAUCAAUAAGAUCCUCGUCGAGUCUGGGGGCAUGGUGCAUGUGCCACCAGUCGGCAUGAAGCGGUACAGCGACCCGCUGUCGUUUCGGUCGCCGUGACGAACAUGUGGAACAACGAUGACCACUUCCGUCGCAGAGGAUGACCUCGAGUCCACCGGCGCAUUCUUGGAGGCGAACCCCAACCUGGUGGAGCGCUGGCUGAGGCACCAUGCGUCUCCCGAGCUGCGCCAGAGGGUCCACCAGGCCCUGCAGAACUCUCCCAAGAACUCCACCAUGACCCCGGACCUGUUCCAGUUGUGGCUGGCCGCCUCGCCAUCCAGAAACGAACACAAUCCUUCGCAAAAUGUCCGUCCUAACAAAGAUUUCGAUUCGAUGGAGGAAUCUGAGCUCUUCAUGGAACUGAUAAGAGAUGUGGCCAAUGAGCUGGAUAUCGAUGUACUUUGUCACAAGAUACUGAAGAAUGUGAAUAUUUUGACGCACGCCGAUAGGGGAUCUUUGUUUUUAGCUAGGGGGGUAGGUAGCGAUAAGUAUUUGGUAGCUAAGUUGUUCGAUGUUAGACAUGAUACGACGCUGGAAGAGGCUAUCAAGAUGGCAAGGGCUGAGGAGAUAAGGAUACCUUUCGGAGUUGGUAUUGCUGGAAGCGUGGCCCAGAGCAAGACGCUCAUCAACAUCAAGGACGCUUACAACGAUAACCGUUUCAACAGCGAAAUAGACAUGCGUACUGGCUACAAAACGAACUCGAUCCUCUGCAUGCCCAUUUGCAAUUAUGAUGGUGACGUUAUAGGGGUGGCUCAAAUAAUAAACAAAACGAACGAUUGCCAAGAGUUUACCAAGCAUGAUGUGGAGGUUUUCCAAAGAUAUUUAACUUUUUGUGGCAUAGGAUUGCAGAAUGCUCAGCUUUUCGAAGUGUCCGUGCUGGAGUAUAAGCGAAAUCAGAUACUACUGAAUCUUGCUAGAAGUAUUUUCGAAGAGCAGAACAAUCUGGAAUGUCUAGUCACAAAAAUUAUGAAGCAGGCGCAGGAUCUUUUGAACUGUGAAAAAUGUGCUGUCUAUUUGAUGGAUUUGGAUCUAGGGGAAGCGAGUCAUCUAGAACGAAUCCUGGAACGUCCUGGAAGGGUGAUAGAACGCCAAGGGCCCCUGAACAGAGUAGAAAGCGGAGCUAUAACCGCGGAAGACAUGAGGGAGUUCGGCCUCAAGAAACCAUGUUCUUUCACCACCGUAUUCGAGCUGCGAGACGGUGGUAACAACACCCUCGUCUCAAGGCCAUCAUCCUACGAUCUGAAGACAUCGACGUUGGCCCAAAUUGCUGGUUACGCGGCUACGACCGGACAGAUCCUGAACAUAGGAGACGUGGGGGCCUGGCUUAACAUGCAACACACCGACGGCGAUGCUGAAUCGGCCAGGACGAUCCUGUGCAUGCCCAUCAUCAACGGACAAAAAAGACUGAUAGGUGUCGCUCAGCUGAUCAACAAGAAUAAUGGGGCGGUCUUCACCGAGUGCGAUGUGUCCCUAUUCGAGGCAUUCGCGAUAUUCUGCGGUCUCGGCAUCCACAACACCCAGAUGUAUGAGAACGCUUGCAAGUUGAUGGCCAAACAGAAAGUGGCGCUGGAGUGUCUUUCGUAUCACGCGACCGCUGGAAACGAUGAUACGGAAAAACUGGCAAAGGUGGAAAUCCCAUCGGCGGAAAAGUUCAAUUUGUACAGUUUCACGUUCAUCGAUUUCGAUCUGUCUGACGAGGAUACCUGUAAGGCUACCAUAAGGAUGUUUCUGGAGUGUGACCUUGUUCAGCAGUUUCUUAUACCAUACGAUGUCCUAUGCCGAUGGGUGCUGAGUGUGAAGAAGAAUUAUAGACCAGUGAAGUACCACAAUUGGAGGCAUGCUCUGAAUGUAACGCAGACCAUGUUCGCCAUGUUCAAAACGGGCAAAAUGGAGAGGUUCAUGACAGAUUUGGAGAUACUUGGUCUUCUGGUUGCAUGCCUUUGUCACGAUCUGGAUCACAGGGGGACAAAUAACGCCUUUCAAACAAAAACUGAGUCGCCUCUGGCCAUUCUAUAUUCUACCAGUACCAUGGAGCAUCAUCAUUUCGAUCAGUGCGUCAUGAUCCUGAAUACCGACAGCAAUAAUAUAUUCCAAGCAUUAUCACCUUACGACUACCGAAAAGUGAUGAAGUUGGUAGAAACUGCAAUUUUAUCGACUGAUUUAGCAAUGUACUUCAAAAAAAGGAAUAAAUUUUUAGAACUAAUAGAAAACGGGGAAUUUGACUGGCAAAGCGACGAUAAAAAAGAACUUCUAUCGGGUAUGAUGAUGACAGCAUGCGAUGUUAGUGCUAUAGCAAAACCUUGGGAAGUUCAGCAUAGGGUGGCCAAAUUGGUGGCUGAUGAGUUUUUUGACCAAGGGGACUUGGAGAAGAUGCAACUGAAAGAACAGCCUAUCGCAAUGAUGGAUAGAGAAAGAAAAGAUGAGUUACCCCAGAUGCAAGUUGGUUUCAUAGACGUCAUUUGCCUUCCAUUGUAUAAAGUUUUGUCCGACACAUUUCCUUGGGUGCAGCCCUUGUAUCAAGGAACGUUAGAAAACCGAAGGAAUUGGCAGGACCUGGCAGAGAAAGUCGAAAUGGGUCUAACCUGGAUCGAUCAUGACACAAUCAAUGAAGCGUUCAAAGAUGCCGAAGAGACAAAAGACAUUGAAUUCACGGUCCAAACAUUCAAUACUGUCGCCAGCAACCAGGGAAGUCAAUAUGUCGAGUCGAAAAUGAAGAGGAACAAAACGAAAUUCUGUUGUGUAUUGUGACAAAGCCACUCCCACGAGCAAUUUCUUCAGACAUCUUGAAAACAUACUCUUUACAAGUUCUAUACCUACUCAGUUAUAAAUUCUACCUACUCUAUUAGAUUUCCUUUAUUUUUAUAGAAGGAUCAGCAAUCUAAUACUUACAAUUGUGAUCUCUAAAUAAGACAUCUAACAUAUUUUAAGACGUGUAAAUAAUAAAGAAUUUGUUAUCCAAAAA
Messenger RNA from Coccinella septempunctata (seven-spotted ladybird), 3050 nucleotides. Its product is annotated as cGMP-specific 3',5'-cyclic phosphodiesterase. The record is from RefSeq and is a predicted model, not a curated record. NCBI's taxonomy places the organism in Eukaryota, Metazoa, Arthropoda, Insecta, Coleoptera, Coccinellidae. The coding region runs from base 167 to 2836 and encodes 889 amino acids. Gene Ontology annotation, molecular function: protein binding; 3',5'-cyclic-nucleotide phosphodiesterase activity. Gene Ontology annotation, biological process: signal transduction. The transcript is spliced from 10 exons.